Molecule: messenger RNA, 5116 nt
Organism: Myxocyprinus asiaticus (Chinese sucker)
Lineage: Eukaryota; Metazoa; Chordata; Actinopteri; Cypriniformes; Catostomidae
Product: bone morphogenetic protein 6-like
Exons: 7
Coding region: 664-1911 (415 amino acids)
Biological process (GO): SMAD protein signal transduction
Cellular component (GO): extracellular region
Molecular function (GO): growth factor activity; cytokine activity
Source: RefSeq, a predicted model, not a curated record
UGGAGAAACGCGCUGUGAGGAGCACUCUGAGGUCAAGUUAAAAAGCUGAAUCUAGCAGAGAAUAAGGACAAGAUAAGCGACGGAUACGUUUUUGUUUAUUCCUCGUUUUAAAGAAGAAAAAGAAAGUAGCUAUAUUACACGACAUACAGAAAUAACUUGACAUUUGAUGGGACACACAGAAGUUUCCAGUUGUCUUCUGUCCGGAUUGAAGCACCACGCCGAGGAAUUGAUGGAGAUUCUGCUAAUUGAAAAGCUCCAUGGAAGUCAACUGCAUUUGUUUAGCACUGGAUAAUAAACUCUUACAUAUUAGAACUGCCUGAUGCCAUCGGGCAACCAAGUUCCUCAAUUAGGCUACCUUUUUAUGAUCUAGAUCUGGUGCUUUAAAGAGCCCAGAAAUCAAAUCACUUAUCGAAACAACCUAUAAUGUAAUAUUAAUAACGGUUUCAUCUCUAAAGAAGCAUAUAGCUAGAUCCUAUUCAGUCAAAAUGGUUCUUGAUAAGAGGAGGGUUCAUUACUGAACCUAAGGUUCUUUAAGGGACACAUGGCGUGAAGCAGAAUAUUUACAGAACAACUAAGUGCCUUUAUAUUUAGAAGUUGAUACACCCUCCUCCUCCUCCUCCUCCUCAUCAUCAUCAUCACCAAGACCUCAGACUGGAUGUGAAGAUGAAGAGCAUCUGGUUUGCUCUAGUGAGCUGUUUCUGGAGCUCCUGUCUCAGCAGUUCUGUGUUUGAUGACGCUGAGCUUCAUCCGAACUUCAUGCAUCGGAGGUUACGGACUCAGGAGAAGCGAGAGAUGCAGAAAGAGAUCCUGUCUAUCCUGGGAUUGAACCACAGACCCAGACCGCAUGUGAACAGCGGCAAAUAUAAUUCCGCACCUCUCUUCAUGCUGGAUCUCUAUAACACGAUCUCCACUGAGGAGAAAAGCGACGUGGAUCAGUACAGAUCCCUGAUCACCACCACCAGACCCAAUGUGGCUUCACUUCAGGACACUGAGUUUCUUCAUAACGCCGACAUGGUCAUGAGUUUUGUCAAUUUGGUGGAGUUUGACAGGGAGCUGUCUCCACAGAGAAGACACCAUAAAGAGUUCAAAUUCAACCUGUCCCUGAUCCCAGAGGGUGAGGCCAUCACAGGUUCAGAAUUCAGGAUCUACAAGGAAUGUGUGACCAGAGCAUUCCGCAAUGAGACAUUCCUGCUUAGUGUCUUCCAGGUGGUUGGGGAACACCCUGACAGGGAUGCUGAUCUGUUUCUGCUGGAGUCUCGCAGGUUGUGGGCGGCAGAAGAAGGUUGGCUGGAGUUUGACAUCACAACCACCAGUAAUCUGUGGGUGAUGAGCCCAUAUCAUAAUCUGGGUUUACUGAUCAGUGUGGAGACCAGCAGUGGCUGGAGCAUCAGUCCUGAAGAAGCAGGGUUAGUGGGGCGUGAUGGCGCUCUGGAGAGGCAACCUUUCAUGGUGGCCUUUUUCAAAGUGAGUGAAGUCCGUAUCCGAACCGUCCGGUCCACGGGAAAAAGGCGUCAACAAAGCCGCAAUCGCUCCAACAGUCCACAGGAAGCAUCAAAGGGAAUGGCUCAUACAGAUUACAACAGCAGUGAUCAGAAGAGCGCAUGCAGAAAGCAUGAACUGUACGUCAGCUUCAGAGAGCUGGGCUGGCAGGAUUGGAUUAUUGCACCAGAGGGCUACGCAGCAAACUACUGUGAUGGAGAAUGCUCUUUCCCCCUAAAUGCCCACAUGAAUGCUACUAAUCACGCUAUAGUACAGACACUGGUCCACCUGAUGAAUCCAGAGAACGUCCCGAAGCCGUGCUGCGCACCCACCAAACUGCACGCCAUCUCUGUACUCUAUUACGAUGACAACUCCAACGUCAUUCUAAAGAAAUACAAGAACAUGGUGGUGCGUGCUUGCGGCUGUCAGUGACACGAGAGCUGUGUACCACCCGCCCAACCACUGCACUGCAGAGAGACUAAAUAUAUGUGUGUGAGAAACACUAAUUUUAAAGACAUAAGUGUUUAUGAACAAACAAGUAUGUUUGAGAGAGAAUAGAUAAACGUGCUGCUUUUACUCAUCUUCACACACACGGCCAGUUCACAUAAGAAAACAUUUAAAAUCCUUUAAAGUGCCUUGAGGAUGUACAGAUGAACCUAUAAACAGAACAUAAACCUAAUGCCAAAUCACACAGAGAAAUGUAAAUUAUGUGCUAAAAUUCUGUCUGUAUUUAAUAUUGUAUUUGACUAACCAAAUCUUAAAGGAACAGUGCAACCAAAAGGAAAAAUCUGUCAUUAUUUAUUUACCAUCUUCUGUUUAAUUUCAUACGUUAUUUUUUCUGAGCUUUUUGUGCUAUUUGUAGUUUGACAGAUGUGGUCACCAUGAACUUUGUAUAGAAAAUGAUACAAACAUUCUCCUUUUGAGUUCCACAGAAAAAUAACAGCAUAAAGGUUCCUAAUGACAUGAGGGUGAGUAAAUGACGACAGAAUUUUCAUUUUUAGAGAACUAUUCCUGAAAAUGUAACAUUGGAAACUGUCAAAAUAGUAUGUCUUGAUGCACAGAAGUCAGAGUGUGAGACAAAUUUUCUCCCGUUUUGUGUAUUUUCAGUCAUCCCUAAACUCACUUGAACCUACAAGACUAUUUUAGGUCUCAACAAAAUCCAAUUAUUUUGAGUUUCUCAAUAUUUGCUCUGCACUAGCUGUGGUUUGCAUUCGUGAGUCAGAGCGAGUGGUUACACACUUUAACAGAGCCCAAAGAACGGAUCCAUUAUGUUGGUGUUCUGAAGACAGAAAGUGCAUUUGAUGCUGUCCGACACCACAGAUCUAUAGUUUCCCAUCUGCACCUGCACCUUGGAUGGCUUAAAUCCAAAACCUCCUACAAGACAAGAUAUGCUACGGAUAAUUUCCUGUUUUUCAGCGACAAAACCGUAUUCUGCACUAUGGUCCUCAGAAGGGCUGUACAUUUCCCAACUAUCUUAUGCCAAUAUUUAUUGUUUGUAAUUUGGUAAAACUUUUACUAUGACACUAUAAAUUUCCUUUUUUUCACUGUGAGCAUUUUAAAUGGUACAAAACAUUGAAGAUAUAUUUUACUUUGCCCUGUUUUAUAGUCAGCAUUAUCUCUAGGGUUAGAAAUUGAGAGCCAUGUAUUGGUAACAUACUGAAACCAAAUCAUUUUUAUGAUGCUUGUUUCUGUUAACGGUUUUGGAACGUCUGUAUUCUUCCACUGAUGUGGAUGGAAAAUAGAGGUGUCAACUUUUCGCCAUGAUAAUAUGGGACACUUGAGCAUUUUGAGCACUUCAAUACAAGAAGGAAAUCCCCCUCAAGUGCUGUGCCCGCCACAAUAUGGAUAGUUUCGCUGACCGUCCCUCAAGCGUCAUGGUGCUAAAAUAAAGGACAGCUGGCAAUCCUGUCAUCUAUGGAAGCUAAUUUACUCCACAUUGAAAAAAAAAAAGUGAUUUGGUAAAUCAUAAUUAUGAGAUAAAAAGAGAGUCAUAAUUGAGAUAAGUACAAAAAUUAUGAGAUUACAUCAAAUUUAUGAGUCAAAAUUAUAAUUAAUGAUUUGAGUGAAAAAGUAUGAGAUACUUAUCUAAUAAUUUAACUACUCAUAAUUGAUCAUCUCAAAAUUAUGUUUUCAUGUGGCGGAAACGGGCGGUCAUGAUAAUCAGUGCACAUCCUUUUCUGUUGGAUGGGCACAUGAACCAACUAUCAAUUUUGGAGCGCCUCAAUUUUUAUUUCUUGCAAGAACACCUUUUCACAUGACAUUCCUCACAGAUACAGUAAACCAAACUGAGAUUGAGAGAGUUUAGAUGCUAGAGACAAUAAAUGUAAAGUUGUAUUUACCAGGAUUUGUUUUCUUUCUUUUUUCAAAGGUGCACUUAGUAACUUUUUUCCUCAAUAAAGUUCAACUCCUAAAGACAUGAAUAUACAUAUGUAGGAAAUCAUGAACACUCACAUUAAAACGAAGACUCCAGUCAUAUCAGUAACCUUAUAAAAGCUGUUUUAUUCUACAUGGAGAGGGUCCGCACAUGGGGGCUGCCAUGUUAGAAUCACAUGACCAGCUGAAUACUACUCACUUAAUCUCAGUAACUGUCCUGUUAUUUGACACUUUCACUCAUUGAUUAAAGUAAUCAUGGCUGACUUUGAAUACUAAAUUUCUGUAAUGGCAUCUGAAACUGAAAACUAUUGAUUUUAAAUUAUGCUGCAUCCAAGCCACUAGGUGUCAGUGUAAGUCCAAGAUGACACAAAGACAAAAGUUACUGAGUGCACCUUUAAAGAAUCGUACAAUUCAAUUCACUUCUAAUUUAUGUUCUUUCAAGAUGGCAGACCACUGACAUCUCAAAUAAGCUCAUAAUUUGACAAAAGUUUAGUUAAUGCAAUAAGGAACAACAUUCAUUCCAUUUUCAAAACAUUGUCCUCAAUUCAUUUCACUGUCCACAAAAUUACUGAAUUAAAACUGUUUUUGAACAAGAAUUUUUAAAUUACUACAAUUCUCAUUCCUAAUUUUUUCACAUACCUCUGGUAAACUGCUGUUUAAAUGUCUGUCAUGUUUAGACAUCUGUAUGUAAAUACUUGUACAUUUUACAGUUUAUUUAUUGCACCUUUUAUGAACCAUAUACCACAAAGACAUAAGAGUAACAGAAAAAUUAAAACAUCUAUUUUUGGAAAAAGACAUUUUAUUAUGAAAUGUGCCUUUUUGUACAAAAACCCCUGGGCAGUGUGUGUACCCCUAUCACAAAAAAAUGUCCCCCCCCCCCCUUCACUGAUGUUGGCUUGACAAUGUGCCUCAUAAAGACUUCAGUGAAUAUGUGGUUUGUCUGGUUGCUUUUCCCUUCCUUGACUUUUGGAUCCAGUAAGAGAGAAAAAUAAACAUCUCAAAUCAUUUUUACUAUUCAAGAGCACCCAAUCACAUAUACAAGAACUAUCAGUGUUCCUUUAGAAAUUAUUACCAGGCACCGCUAGCGUCAGAAUUUCACCAUAAGAAAAUGUGUUUUAAUCAGGUCAGAAGUAGUAUUAAAAUCAUUAACUGCAUGCAAAAGCUGUUAACACAGCAAUACUGAGAUGGUGGAAUCAUUUGAACACAAAAAAAAAAAAAGCAAUUCUAAUCAAAAGAAAACAUGUCCAUUUUAAAUUAAAAAUGC